Messenger RNA from Cyanistes caeruleus (blue tit), 1506 nucleotides. NCBI's taxonomy places the organism in Eukaryota, Metazoa, Chordata, Aves, Passeriformes, Paridae. The record is from RefSeq and is a predicted model, not a curated record.
UUUGGGGAAUGUUUGGGAAUGGUUUUUGGGUUGCUCAGAGCUGUCGGCGGUGGGCAGCCGGGCACUGGAAUUUUUUGGGAUGUGGAAUUUUUGGGAAUGUUUGGGAAUGUUUUUCGGGAUCAGAGCUGUCGGCGGCGGGCAGCCGGGCGGUGGACGCGGAGCUGGAGGCGGCGCUGCGCGGAGUGGGACGGAUGAAAUCCCUGCUGGAAAACAGCGGGAAACAACGGCGGGAGCUGCUGGGAGAGCUGGAACGGACACGGAGCGAGAAAGAGGAAGCGCUGCGCGUGGCGCGGCAGAAGGAGCAGGAGCUGGAGCUGCGGGGCGAGCGCUGCGGGCCGGAGGCGCGGGAGCUCUGGGAGCGCUGCAAGCCCUGCCUGAGGCAGCGCUGCCUCCGCCUGUACGCGCGAACCUGCCACAGCGGGGCCGGGAUGCUGGGCCGCCAGCUGGAGGAAUUCCUGAACAAUUCGUCUCCGGUGUCGGUGUGGUCGGAGGGCGAGCGGCUGGAAUCGCUGCUGGAGCGGGAUCAGCGCCAGGAGCGGCAGCUGGAGGAGCUGGAGGAGCGCUUCGGAAUUCUGGAGGACGGAAUGGACGAGAUUUUCCGGGAGAGCUCCCAGGUCCAGGGGUGGCUCCAUCCCUUUUUCCAGGCUCCCUUCGGAGGAUUCCGGGAGGAGCCGGCGGAGCGCCGGCGCUUCCGCCGCUUUUCCGGGGAGCUCUUCCCGCUUUUCCGGCAGCCCCCGCACGGAUUCCAGGAGCUCUUCCAGCCGCUCUUCCAGUUCAGCCAGCGCAUGCUGGAAAACGCCCGCGGGAACUGGGACGAUCCCUCGGGAAUAUUCGGGACAGAAUCCCGGAAUUUCAGCAACGACCGGAUGGUUUGCCGGGAGAUCCGUCGGAACUCGGCCGGGUGCCUGCGGAUGCGGGAUGAGUGCGAGGAGUGCCGGGAGAUCCUGGCCCUCGACUGCGGGCAGGAGGACCCGUCCCAGCAGGAGCUGCGGCAGCAGCUGGAGGACGCCGUGCGCGUGGCCGAGCGCUUCACGCGCCGCUACGAUUCCCUGCUCCGGGAAUUCCAGCAGGAGAUGCUCAACACCUCCGGCCUCCUGGAGCGGCUGAACCGCCAGUUCGGCUGGGUGUCCCGCCUGGCCAACCAUUCCAUGGGAUCCGACGGCUUCCUGCAGGUUACCACGGUGCUUUCCAAGGCUCCCAAUCCCGAGGAUCCGUCGGCGCCGCCGGACACGCAGGUGACGGUGCAGCUCUUCGACUCGGAGCCGCUGGAGCUGAGCGUGCCCGGGGAGAUCCCGUGGGAUGAUCCCAGGUUCAUGGAGACGGUGGCCGAGCAGGCGCUCCAGCGCUUCAAGGAGAACGCCGUAGAGUAGCCGGGCGAUGCCGCCGCCCCUCCGGAUCCCCCUUCCAGGGGGGAAUUGUCACCGCGCCCUUCCCGACCCUUCCCGCUGCUGCCGGGAGCCGCCGGGGCCCCGGACGGGAAAUAAAGGUAGAGUCGAAGCCGCUGAA